Molecule: messenger RNA, 1283 nt
Organism: Neolamprologus brichardi
Lineage: Eukaryota; Metazoa; Chordata; Actinopteri; Cichliformes; Cichlidae
Gene: rab1ba
Product: zRAB1B, member RAS oncogene family a
Molecular function (GO): GTPase activity; GTP binding
Source: RefSeq, a predicted model, not a curated record
UCACCUUUCGUCACUUCCGCACCUGCGCAGUCGUCGUAUACAUUUAGCAAAGAACGGUCACAGAAAGGCAGAAAGAGAGAAAAUAUACUAACCUAACCGGAGGAAACGAUUUUAUGUCCUUAAGGAUUAAAGCUAUAAGAGCCGAUAGACGCCGACUACAGCGGAGGAGUCAGAGCAGUGACGGGGACGGUAAACAACCGUCGAUGUGCCUCUGAUAUCCGGACAUACAAGUCAUCUUUUUUUCCUGAGUAGGAAGAGCCGAGUCGCCGACAGAGAAACACAUCCAGACUGAAACAUGAAUCCCGAAUAUGACUAUCUGUUCAAGCUCCUGCUCAUUGGAGACUCUGGUGUAGGAAAGUCUUGUCUUCUACUGCGUUUUGCUGAUGACACCUACACAGAGAGCUACAUCAGCACCAUUGGAGUGGACUUUAAGAUUCGCACCAUCGAGCUGGAUGGCAAGACCAUCAAAUUGCAGAUUUGGGACACUGCAGGCCAGGAGAGGUUUCGUACUAUCACCUCCAGUUACUAUCGUGGAGCCCAUGGCAUCAUAGUUGUUUAUGAUGUGACAGACCAAGAGUCCUAUAACAAUGUCAAGCAGUGGCUUCAGGAAAUCGACCGAUAUGCCAGUGAAAAUGUCAAUAAACUUCUGGUGGGCAACAAGUGUGACCUGACGACUAAGAAAGUAGUGGACUACACAACUGCUAAGGAGUUUGCUGACUCUUUGGUGAUCCCCUUUCUGGAGACCAGUGCCAAGAAUGCCACAAACGUAGAGCAGGCUUUCAUGACCAUGGCAGCCGAGAUCAAGAAGCGCAUGGGCCCCGGGGCCACAGCUGGCGGGGACAAGCCCAACUUAAAAAUCGAUAGCACCCCCGUCAGGCAGUCCGGAGGGGGCUGCUGUUAAAGGACCUACAACCACAACCAUCUCAGUGAUUUCUCUACUCUGUUCCCUCCCAUCACCCGUAGAACUCACACCCCACCAUAUAACCCACUCCCACUCCCGACUCUCCCCCCGUGACCUGCUCGGACAGAGGUCUAAACUGCAAAGUCAGAUUGAAUCUGUAUGAGGGUUAAUUCAGACCUGUUUGAUUAGACAGAGAGGAAACAACCAGGAAACACUGAGACGAUUUGAUCUUUUGCCGUGGAGGCAGAAGGAAAUGAGAGAUGGCAGAUUGGCAUUAAUUUAGAACGACAUGGAGAUAAAAGAUUCAAAUUCAAGUGAGGUUAUUGCUACGAAACACACAGACACACGAGUUACAAAUAUUAAAGCCGUUUGGCCAAAUGCA